This is a messenger RNA of Fomitiporia mediterranea MF3/22, 1848 nucleotides long. RefSeq lists its product as uncharacterized. The transcript has 7 exons. Gene Ontology annotation, cellular component: Golgi apparatus. The record is from RefSeq and is a predicted model, not a curated record. NCBI's taxonomy places the organism in Eukaryota, Fungi, Basidiomycota, Agaricomycetes, Hymenochaetales, Hymenochaetaceae. The coding region runs from base 1 to 1848 and encodes 615 amino acids.
AUGGUCAGCGUUGCAAAUAGGAUCCUCAUAUGGUUCAAGUCUGCGUACAUUCGUAUAACCCUUACAAAGACCUCAAUCGCAUUCUUCCUCUUCACUUUUGCGUACUGCUUUGCCCAUGCACUCAUACAAUCCCUCCUGUUCGAGCUUGACUCCGACUCCAACUCACUCACGUCGAGGAUAAUCUCAACUGCUCAAGUACCCACAAACGAAUUUGCUUGGCUGAGUCAGGACCAUAGCCCGACUACAGACUCGACUGUGUAUACUCUAAAGAUUUGCAAUGCAAUUCCAUUCGAGAAGAGCGAAGAGGAGGAUCCGUGCCACGUCGUAUUUCAGACCGAUAACCCUGGUGCUGAAUCUGUUCCGAGCGGCCUCAGACGCCGGCAGAAUGACUCAUCAAACUCAGACGCGACGUCAUCUCAAGACGCUUCAGGGUUUGGUUCUGGAGGAAACUUCACCUCGAACAUCAGCGAAGCUGCUAUAUCAGCAGUCUUUGAUCCCGUCUCGAAUAACGUCUCAAGUAUCGAUCUUACUUUCCCUGGUAUCAAUGCCGGGGAGCCGAUGACGUUGGACGCUGUAUGUACAAGGAAUAUGCUGUAUGCGGAUCAGGUCCUCAGAAACUCGAAGAGGGAAGAGAUUGCCCUUAUUGGUUCGGAAUUUUGGCUGCUUUGGACAUCGGUGAUUGCUCUACUGUAUGGAUCCAUCGCACACCUGUACUCUGCCUUGGCGUUCCGUGUCCUGUCAGUCGGGUGGUCAGCGUACUCAAUCUGGCGAACCCACGACAUCAAUAAUCGCUUUGACGUUCUUUUGACAGAAGGCCCGUGUGGGGUGGACCUUUUCCCACAAUACUUUAGGCAGCGUACUUCAAUUCAGAUCGCAGAUCUUGCCCUGAACGCUGUUGCGCUGCUGUUGUUAUCCUACCUCAUUGCACGUCUAGUGCGUACGUACAAGACAAAGAUGUUCCGAUGCAUUGGACCUCCUGAUCACGUCGUAAAAAUCCACCGCUUCGUCCUAGGGCUGUUCACUUGUCUACAAGUGGCGAUCUAUUUCCUCAUCACGUCCGCAGCACUAUGGCUUGAUCAACUUCGGAACGGAGCAAUUGCGUCUAUUUCUUCCCAUAUGGCACUGUAUCUUGCCAUCUUCAUCUUCAUCUUGGUGCUUCUGCUUCCUUGGAUUGCAAUUGGGUGGCGCUCCGUGCGAUAUGAGCAGCGCCUCGCUCUCCCAGUGUUCGUCGUCCUCGGACUGAUAUUCGAAGCUGGCUGGUCGGGAAUGUACGAUUCGCUCGUAUGGCGUUGGACGUGGAUACAAUGGCCGUUCUUCGCCUCGACUGCAGUUGCAGCGCAGUUCAUUCUACUUGCAAGCGUCGUCCUGGGUAUCAUCUGUCGUAUGAACUUCGGCAAAGGUUUGAAGGAAUACCUUGAAGCUGCAAGCGUGCUGGAGAAGGAUGAUUUCGAACCAGAUUUCGUCAGUGAUAACAAAUCGCCAUCCCAGAACUCCGCGGAUGACGAUCGAUGGGUGGCAGAUAUCGAGAAGGCUGCAAAGGAGCGCCUUUCCCAGGCGCUAGACUUUGGCGCGCAUCAGCCUGCUCCUCCGGUAUCGCCGCCUGCUUAUGAUACUAAGAGGAGGAUGGACGCUCCUUUGGCUCCUGCUCCGGCGAUACUCAACCCCAUAUCACAUGUUCAUACAACGUCAUCUGAUAUGCAAUAUGGCGGACGUACGGAACGCCCGCAGAGUUUCACAGGCAUGCUUCCAUCAUUGCCUUCGUUAGGGAAAUACGAGCCUUGGCAUAAUUCACCGGAAGAUGAUGAAGAUGGUGACAACGGCCACCCGGGACCCAGGGGUCGUAUCUAA